Molecule: messenger RNA, 4223 nt
Organism: Conger conger (European conger)
Lineage: Eukaryota; Metazoa; Chordata; Actinopteri; Anguilliformes; Congridae
Gene: stx5a
Product: syntaxin 5A
Exons: 11
Coding region: 126-1181 (351 amino acids)
Biological process (GO): endoplasmic reticulum to Golgi vesicle-mediated transport; vesicle fusion; intracellular protein transport
Cellular component (GO): endomembrane system; SNARE complex; Golgi membrane
Molecular function (GO): SNARE binding; SNAP receptor activity
Source: RefSeq, a predicted model, not a curated record
GUGGCGCUUACGUCAGCAAUCCGGUGACUGACCCGGAUCGAAACCUCAAACAUACAGCUACGAGAGGCUCUGAGGAAGACUGAAAGAAAGAGACACGGAUUUACCGGUGAUGUGUUGGAGUCUCCAUGAACACGCGCCGCCGCCACGGUCCUAGAAGCAGUCAGCAGGGGGUGUACAUUGGGCCUUCUCAGACCCAGUCACAGCUGAUCCAACUGCCAGAAGCGCCCCUCGUCGUAGCCCCCCCGCCCCCCAUCGCUCCACCGCCAGUGGACAACAGCGCCAUGUCGUGCCGGGACCGCACACAAGAGUUCCUGUCGGCUUGCAAGUCUCUACAGGGAAGACAGAAUGGGAUACAGACCAAUAAACCAGCCCUCAACGCACUUCGACAGCGCAGCGAUUUCACACUCAUGGCAAAGAGGAUCGGAAAAGACCUGAGCAACACUUUUGCCAAACUGGAAAAGCUCACAAUACUUGCCAAAAGGAAAUCCUUGUUUGAUGACAAGGCUGUGGAGAUUGAAGAAUUGACGUACAUUAUCAAGCAGGACAUGAACAGUCUGAAUAAACAGAUAGCACAGCUGCAGGACCUGGUGCGUUCACGUAGCAAUCAAAAUGGCCGGCAUGUCCAGACACAUUCCAACACCAUCGUUGUCUCCCUGCAGUCUAAACUGGCGUCAAUGUCAAACGACUUCAAAUCAGUGCUUGAAGUGAGAACAGAGAACCUGAAGCAGCAGCGCAGUCGGAGGGAGCAGUUUUCUCAAGCCCCAGUGUCCACCUCCCCUCUUCACGCCAACAACUUCAAGAGCUCAGUCCUGAUGCAGGACGAGUCUCGGAGGUCGGCUGAUGUCUCCAUAGACAUGGACUCCCGCUCCAGUCAGCAGCUGCAGCUCAUAGAUGAACAGGACUCCUACAUCCAGAGCCGCGCCGACACCAUGCAGAACAUCGAGUCCACCAUCGUGGAGCUGGGCUCCAUUUUCCAGCAGCUGGCUCACAUGGUGAAGGAGCAGGAGGAGACUGUUCAGAGGAUCGACGCCAACGUGGAGGACACGCAGCUGAACGUGGAGGCUGCCCAUGCGGAGAUCCUCAAGUACUUCCAGUCCGUCUCCUCUCACCGCUGGCUGCUGGUGAAGAUCUUCCUCAUCCUCGUCGUCUUCUUCAUCGUCUUUGUGGUCUUCCUGGCCUGAGCGCAAGAGGAGGCAGAGGAAGGAGACCGGAGACUGAGGAGGGGGACCACAUAAAAUUACAGAAGAGCGUACGGUGUACAGGGGAGGGCUAAGGGAGGAGUCGUGUGGGAGUGAAUCUGGUGUGUGUGUGUGUGUGUGUGUGUGUGUGUGUGUGUGUGUGUGUGUGUGUGUGUGUGUGUGUGUGUGUGUGUGUGUGUGUGUGUGUGUGUGUGUGUGUGUGUGUGUGUGUGUGUGUGUGUGUUUGUGAGUGAGUGAGAGAGCAUGUGCGUGUUGGCAUGUAUGGCCGUGUGUGUGUUGGUGUGGGAUAGCGUGUUAGCCUAUGUUUGUGUGAGUGCGUGCGCGUGUAUGUGUAUAUGUGUGUGCAUUUUGGCACAUCCAUGCAUGUAUGUGUGCGUUAAGAGUGGGAUAGCGUGUUAACCUAUGUUAGUGUUUGUGUUAACGUGGGCAUGCGUGUGUCUUGUGUGCACGUGCUGAGAGUGUGACUGAGAACUCUGUCUCCAUAUCUCAUUCUCUCUGUUGAGAGGUGGUGAAGGUAAAUAUUGCAUAAAUUACAAUUUCUGGGACCCAAGUUGCAUAACGGUAGGCUUUAUAUGCCUGUCUGGUGACUGGUAUUCUCACUGACUUUUCAAGACCUUUGUAUGCCGCCAGUUAUGUCAGAAAAUAAGUGAGUUAUAUACAUUUAAACAUUAUUUGAUACAGUGUUGUAGUUUCAUUUGACACACAAAGGACUUUAAUAAUAAUGAUUACAGAAUAAGAUUGCAAUUAUUUGAGCUACUUUCCAAACUACUUAAAACCAGUACUGUUUUUCCCUUUAGUGCUCUUCUCAGGGGGUAAAAUAUGGUGAAAGAUCCAUGAGUUAAUUGGCUCUUGUUGAGGGUCAAUCUUCAGCAUGCAAGCUCAUUUUGAAAUGUUAACAAUGAUGAUACCAUCCGGUGAUAAAGACCAGUGCUUUCCUGGGCUGUGAUUAAAAUGAAGGAUUUCUUGGUGUAAAUAUUGGUUCCUUUGAGACAUUAGAGACAAUUGAGGAAUUGUGUAAAGAGAAAAUAUUUACAUUGGCUUUAUAAACACCUGUUGUGUGCAGCAAUGCAACAACAUCUCCCAGUGCAUAAUUAUUUCCCGGGCAGGUAAUGUGGUUGUGUGCUGAAUGACGUGGAAGACAAAGCCUGUAUGUUUAACUCUAGUUUUGUCUUGGGCCCUUUCUGAGGAGUUGUUCCCAUUGUGGAGUGCUGCCAUCUUGUGCAGAGUUUACCCUGUUGAUAGUGUUAUACAAUAUAUAUCUAUCGCCACGCAAUUUUUUUUCUGGACUCCCCCUAUUGAUUUUCAUUCUCCAUUUGAUCUGAACGAAAUGAAACCAACUUUGACUUGUUUCUUUUUUUGCCAUUGUUCGGUUUUGAAUUCUUUUGUAUCGCUUUUCCGAGAGCUGAGUUUUUAAGCGACACGGUUUUGUGAGGGUAAAAGACUGUUGAAGACCCCAGACAUUGAAACCAUGGCAGCAUGGUUACUGUAGAUUUUUAUUUAAUCUUUAUUUUAUUAUUUUUAUUUUAGAAACAUUCCUGCUUUGUAAAAGAAGAGUGAGAUUGGGGAGAGAAUGAAAGAGGAGGAGAGAGAGAGAGAGAGAGAAGGGGAACCUCUGGCACUAAUACUUGACAGUCGUAGCCUUAAUAAACCACAACAUGAUUGCAGUACUCCCAGUUCUGUGAUCCUAGUUGUAUCCCCCGAUACACCAGUGACACUUGAUCUCACAUCCCAGCCAUACCUCUGCUGCCUUGGUUCUUCGCCCAGAGUAGUCCAGGGGGCACCAUUGUAUGUAGAGCAUUGUGCAAGUCACUCAGCUUAUCAACUAUUAUACAACCUCCAGCAGGCCAGAGCUGAAAGGAAUGAAAGUCAUGUUUUAUGCUGGUCCUGUGUUCCUGUUUAUCGGGGUGACUGCAGAGCUGUUAUUUAUGGUUUUGCCCCUGGUGCCAGAUGACCCUUUCUAUGACCUCCUUGGGUGGGGGGAAGCUGAUUCUUACUCUUCAAUGGCAUGAAGCUUUUCUGUACUCCCUCUUUCUCUCUGUUGGUAGAUUCCCAACUGCUCUUACAGUAACCGUUGUCUGAAAUUGUACGAUGGGAGUGACUGUGAGCGACUAUCUCCAUAUGUAUCCUCUGCAUUACUAAUAGUUCUGUGCAAUAACUGCAGUGUCUUUGCAGCCUCUUGGUGAAAAGACAGUUCUAAAGUGUUCCUCCACCUGAAAACCAUUUCAGAAAGUUUCAUAUGCACACACCUGUGUUUUAUUAAAUGUUAAGACAGACUUGACUGAAUGGAUCAUUUUAUUUUACUUGUGAUUUUCCCCCAUAAAGUAACUGUAAAUAUAAUGGAGUGGAUAGACCUGCCUUCUCAAAUGGACUGAAAAGGUGGGAGGGGCUACUUUAGUGACUGCUGUAUCUGGGAUGGAGAGGAGUGUGAGAGACCUUUUCAGUUUCAGUAUAUGUGCUGCCAGCUGCAUCUAAUGUUAAACCGAAAAACUGUAAAUAUAGAUAAAGUUGUGAAAUGUUUAAAAUUGUAUACAAUUCUUUUUCCUUUUGUUUGCCAAAACAGGACUAGCUAGGGACAGUGAGUGUGGCCAAGAAAGCGAGAGAGAGAGAGAGCCAGAGACUGCCUUUUGUGGCUUGAUAUCCUCAUUUUCUAAAGAGCAGCACAUUUUCUGAAAGCACUUGCGUAGUAUAUUUCCAAACCUGUUUAAGGUCAUCUUCACACUUUUCCUCCAUUCUCUGGACUUGCUUUCCUCUGCCUGUUAUCCAUCUUGCCCUACUUUGCUGUCAAUCACUCAAUUUAAUUAGAUUUUUUCUCUCUCUGCACAAAGGUCUCUUCCUCUCUCUCUCUCUCUCUCGAGAACUAAUGUGAAUAAGAGAAUGCCGUAAACCUACAGGAAGGUGUCUGUAAUGACACUUUAUUUUAGCUCUCCUGUUUCUGACUUUUUAGCCCAAUGCUUCUAUUGUAUAAAUUGCAAAUAAUGUAUUGAGAAGUGAAUAUUAAAAAGUAAACUCAAAAUGCAACAAGAA